Molecule: messenger RNA, 966 nt
Organism: Cucurbita maxima (winter squash)
Lineage: Eukaryota; Viridiplantae; Streptophyta; Magnoliopsida; Cucurbitales; Cucurbitaceae
Product: LIM domain-containing protein WLIM1-like
Exons: 5
Coding region: 66-743 (225 amino acids)
Biological process (GO): actin filament bundle assembly
Cellular component (GO): actin cytoskeleton; plasma membrane
Molecular function (GO): actin filament binding
Source: RefSeq, a predicted model, not a curated record
AGAGGGGAUUGGUUGGGUUGGAUUGAGGUGGGUUAUUCCAAGUUCAGACAAACCGAUUACCAUUUAUGCCCUCCAUCUCUAGAUUUGUCUAUUUCAAUCUUGCUUCCAUUCCCAAUUUCUAUCUCUCUGCCUCUUCCCCCCUUCCUUAUCUCUUUCACAUUGUCUCUUCUUCUUCAUUUCUGAAGCACCGAUUUGCAACAGCCAUGGCGUUUGCAGGAACCACCCAGAAGUGCAUGGCCUGCGACAAGACUGUCUAUUUGGUCGACAAGCUCACUGCUGACAAUCGUGUCUACCACAAAGCUUGCUUCCGCUGCCACCACUGCAAAGGAACCCUCAAGCUAAGCAAUUACAACUCCUUUGAAGGGGUGCUCUAUUGCCGCCCACACUUCGAUCAGCUCUUUAAAAGAACUGGAAGCUUAGAUAAAAGCUUCGAAGGAACACCAAAGAUUGGGAAACCGGAGAAACCAGCUGAUUCUGAGAGACCGACAGCGACCAAGGUUGCAAGCAUGUUUGUCGGCACCAAAGACAAAUGCCUUGGCUGUAAGAACACAGUGUAUCCGACCGAGAAGGUUUCAGUGAAUGGAACCUCGUACCACAAGAGCUGCUUCAAGUGCUGCCAUGGCAGAUGUACAAUCAGCCCAUCAAAUUACAUUGCCCAUGAAGGCCGACUUUACUGCAAACAUCACCAUACCCAACUCAUCAAAGAAAAAGGAAACUUGAGCCAGCUGGAGGGAAGCCAUUAAAGGACCUUAAGCUCGUAGGCCCUUUUUAUGUGGCUCCAUACCUCUCCUCCUCUUUAGUCCUGCUUUUACGCUGUUCCCUUUUGAAUUUUCAGCACUACCCUUUGAAAUUUGAAUGCUUUUGUAGAACAAAAGAAGUUAUCGUGUGGGUGUCUCUGGUUUUUCCCUCUGAUUCCAGCCUCGGUUACUGAAUUCAAAAAUUAAAAAUAUUUAUAUUAAAAGCCAA